GCAGACACACAUCAACUGGCUCACCCAGCACACCUCUGCGUGACCACUACCAGCUCCAAUAACAUGGCCCCCUGCAAUAUGAGGACAUUGGAUCAUCAAGCUACCAAUGGGCUCCGAAAGCUGAGGAAGCCCGCUAUUGAGAAGAUGAGGAGAGAUCGCAUUAACAGCAGCAUCGAGCGGCUGCGUCUCCUACUGGAGAAAGAGUUCCAGAAACAUCAACUGCCCUCCAAACCUGAGAAGGCCGACAUACUGGAGAUGACGGUCACCUUCCUGCAGCAUCAGAUGGUUGAGAAAACUGUGACAGCAACCUCCAGCCAAGCCUACAGAGAUGGCUACUCCACCUGUGUCCAGGACUCUGUGACCUUCCUGUCCAUGCACAAGCAGACAGACACCCAGCUGCAGCUGCUGCAGAACCUCCACGGGGCUCGGAUGGUGCCCGGCGCUCUAUGUCCUUCUGUAUUCCCCGUCUCACAGACAACCAGCAAGCACAGUGCUCCAGACAGCAGCAAAGCCUUGUGGAGACCCUGGUGAUAAAAUUGUCCUAUGGACUGACUUCUACUUGAACAAAAUACACAAUGAAGACUUGUGUAGAUGUUGCACUUUAUCAGAGAACUCCUUCAAAGAUGCCUUGCAGAGCCUUAGAAAAGAG
Molecule: messenger RNA, 649 nt
Organism: Nanorana parkeri
Lineage: Eukaryota; Metazoa; Chordata; Amphibia; Anura; Dicroglossidae
Product: transcription factor HES-5-like
Exons: 3
Coding region: 64-531 (155 amino acids)
Biological process (GO): anterior/posterior pattern specification; regulation of neurogenesis; regulation of transcription by RNA polymerase II
Cellular component (GO): nucleus
Molecular function (GO): protein dimerization activity; RNA polymerase II cis-regulatory region sequence-specific DNA binding; DNA-binding transcription factor activity, RNA polymerase II-specific
Source: RefSeq, a predicted model, not a curated record